UUCCCCUGUCCUGAAUGACACACAGCAAGAAUGAAAAUGGUGGUCACAUUACUGUUUCCUGUGUGUGUGUAUACAUAGAUCUAGAGGUUGAGACUUAAAUUAUUGUGGUGUUCUGAGCCGUUGAGUUAAGAAUUGCGUACUUUUCUGUUUGGGACUGAAAGGAGUGGGUCCCUAACGGUUGUAUUUUUACUCAAGAUUUACAGAUCAGGAUUUUAGAGUAGGACAACUCGCUAUUUCGGCUUCGGCAUAGCCUUCUUGUCGGUUUCCCCACCAUCACUGACACACUGACACAGAGUGCUGUCUUGUCUGUGUGGUCUACUGACAAUUUUUCAAGUCAAAACACACAGAGUCUUCAGGCUUUAGUUUUUUUGUUUUUUCCCUGCCUUGUUGAUGUUUGUCCCAGCCUAGAGUCUAGAGUCUGCUUGCGAGAGAUUUUCAUUUUUAGGCUAGAAAGCGAGGGUGCUCGACAGGGCAGGCAAAUUGUCUUUUCACUUUCAAGAGUUUAAGUUUGUUCCAGAAAUAUAACAUUUAAUAACACAUAGCUAUCUAGAUCUAGAAUCUACAUCUAGUUUUACAACUAGAGAUGACAGGACAAUCGCCUCAUCAGCUUAGCUGUUGAAUGCAUCAUCAUGACCUGUCGAGUGUAGAUGUGUAGACUGUCAGUAGUCUAGUAGAAAGGUGCGACUUAUUUUAUCAUUUUUUGUGAGAUUUUCCUUCGGCAAAGAUGUCUGUUGAGGACCCUUUCUUCGUUGUGAAAGAAGAGGUGCAAAAAGCUCUGGGUGUCGUUCGGAACCUCUUUACUCGAUGGCGAGACCUCCAGGAAAAUGCAGGAGCAACAUCAAAAGAGGAGUUGGAAUACACUACCAAUGAGCUGCGCAACAGUUUGAGAAGCAUUGAGUGGGACCUGGAAGAUCUUGAAGAGACUGUCGGUAUUGUUGAGAAAAAUCCUAGAAAGUUCAAAAUAUCUGAGUAUGAACUUCAGGAGAGAAGAAAUUUUGUGGAGAAGACGAAGACCACCGUGAGGGAUAUGAAAAGUCAGAUCUCCAGUCCUGGAAAUCGUCAAAGAGAUGAUGCCAGCUUUCGACAGUCUCUGAUGGCGGCGAAUGGCCCCAAAACGCCGCAGGACAAGUACAAGCGACUGGAUGAGGAGAUGGAGUCGGCCAACCAGAGGUUUAUCUCCGACUCACAGCAGCAGCAGCAGAUGUUGAUACGUAACCAAGACGACCAGCUGGACAUGAUUGGCUCCAGUGUGGGCGUGCUGAAGAACAUGAGUCAGCAAAUUGGGAAUGAGCUUGAGGAUCAGAAUUUAAUGCUGGAUGAGUUUCAUCAUGAAAUGGACAACACAGAGACCAAAAUGGAUCAGACGAUGAAGAAAAUGGCCAAAGUUUUGCAUAUGUCAAAUGAUCGGCGACAGUGGUGUGCCAUCGGUGUCCUCUCCCUCGUCCUUCUCAUCAUCAUCAUUCUCUUCUUCAGCGUGUGAGAUUUUUUUUUCCCCUGGUGACAAACAACAUUCAUGACUGAAAAGUAUCAUGCCUAGAUAUUAACUCACUCACUACUGGCCAUUUGUGACGUGCUACGGGCAUUUUCAUACAUGAUUUAGAAAAUCACCCACACGUUGUUAUAAUUAAUCUUUGAACUAUGACAGAUUUUUUGUUUCAGAUUUCUUUUUGGACACUGCCAUUACAGUCCUUGUGAUGUUGAAAUAUUUCCCAAUAUAAAGUCAUGCAGGAUGAGAUGGUAGAACUGCACAGUAUGAU
Messenger RNA from Aplysia californica (California sea hare), 1757 nucleotides. RefSeq names its product syntaxin-6. NCBI's taxonomy places the organism in Eukaryota, Metazoa, Mollusca, Gastropoda, Aplysiida, Aplysiidae. The coding region runs from base 725 to 1480 and encodes 251 amino acids. Gene Ontology annotation, biological process: Golgi vesicle transport. The record is from RefSeq and is a predicted model, not a curated record. Gene Ontology annotation, cellular component: membrane. The transcript has 8 exons.